AUGGAUACCAGCUAUCUAUCGUCGCAGGUUUCGACCAUCAUCGGCCAACUCCAUGGUCUUUUUGAUGAAAUAGGUGUUCCUAACCAUGACCGAGAGUCGAGAGAGGCAGAGCUUUUCGCAGCUCUGUCCGAAACCCUUCACAACCAAGUAAAACUAGUUGCCGCUGAGAAAAGCGAACUUGGCGAAGAAGCACAACGUAUUAUCACCACAAUCAGACAAAUGGAAGCUUCAUUGGAUGACGAAAAGGCGCAUCGGGAUUAUGAGCCAGAGGACGAAGAUUUGAAGAUCACCUAUCCAUUGUUAAGAUGCCUUCAAGUGCUGAAGGAAAAGCAUCAACAAAUUUCCAAACUUCAUAAGGAGCGGUUUGACCAAGUCAAGAAACUAGUACAAGCUCUCGAAUCAUAUUCAUCGCACCUCGAAUCAUCCUUUAUUAAAAUCAAGCUGCCUCCUACCGCUCCGAACUCAACUAUUGCGCCAACUUUUGACCUUUCUCCCACCUACGUGACGGCUCUUGACGACGAGUUCACUCGUGUAUAUGAAGAAUAUACGCGCAGGGUUGCCACUGUCAAGGCACUUUCCGAGAAUGUCAUCCAGCUGUGGGCCGAACUUGGAACUCCUCAAGCGCAAACCGAUGGCAUGAUAGUCAAGUAUUACCGUGACUCGCCAGAGCAACUUGGCUUGCACGAAGAAGAUAUCGCGCGAUUGAGACAAAAGCGAGACAAGCUUGCGGAGGAAAAGAAGAGUCGAGAGAAGCGACUCAAGGAUCUAAAAUCUAUGGUUGAAGGUCUGUGGGAGCGACUGGGCGUUGAAGAACAGGAAAGAAAGCGUUUUCUCAAUGGCAAUCGUGGGUGCGGGGUUCGACAAAUCAAUGAAUUUGAGGAUGAGCUAUCAAGACUCAACGAACUCAAACGCCAAAAUCUUCAUCUAUUUGUUGAAGAUGCUCGAUACAAGCUUCAAGACUUGUGGGAUGGGCUUUAUUUCUCGGAAGAAGAAAUGCUCGAGUUCACCCCCGCGUUUUCCGACGUGUACAGCGAUGCUCUCCUAGAAGCUCACGAACAAGAAAUCGAACGUCUAGAAGCAUUGAAGGAACAACGUCUACCAACAUUGUCACUCAUCGAUGAGCAUCGAUCACUGGUCAAAGAUCGCGACGACCUUCUAGCAUCCAGUCAAGAUGCAUCUCGUUUAUUAGGCAGAGGCCAAAAGGGCGAAAAGCGAGAUCCUACACGACUUUUAAGAGAGGAGAAGAUGCGGAAGAGAAUCGCCAAGGAUUUGCCAAAAAUUGCAGUCAAGUUAAGAAAGCUUUUAGAGAAGUGGGAGGACGAGUAUGGCCGACCCUUUCUUGUUCGCGGUGAGAGAUACCUUGACGAACUUGAGGCGUCUGAAGCAAGACCAGCUCCUGGCCCUCGAUCGAAAACACCUGCAGGACCGCCACCUUCUGUUGCACGAAAUCAGCCAAAGUCUGCUCCCCCAAGCCGUUCAAAUAGCAUCAAGGCACCUCCACCAAGAGCGGGCGCAAAGACCCCUACUGCGGGUGGAACUCUUAGACGUAAUCCCAUACAGGCGUCGGCCGCCGCAAAAUCUCCUUCGAAAAUUCCUGCGCGCGCGCCACUUUCUCAUCUUAAAGGCGGAAACAAUUCGCCGGAACGUAAAGCUCGUCCAGAAUCCCGGAUGGACACUGAUAGGACUUUAAGAAGCAAAAUGCCACCUCCCCCACCCCGAGCUCCACCACCCAAGAUGAGAGAUCUAUUCGUUCCCCCUCCAGCACCAACACCAAUAGGGCGUCCAAACCCUCGCUCCGAAAGUGUACUGUCAAGUGGAAGCGUUCGAGCUGUUACUCCUGAAGACCCUUAUGGAUAUCCUCAAGGACGCCAACAACGAGAACAGUCUUAUCACGAGCUUAAAUCUUCAAUGCGACAGAAUGAACGGCUCACGCAGUCAAGCUACUCGACAGCACCCCCAAGUCGACAAAUAUCCAAUACAUCUAGUGCAACGACAGGCGUGUCCGGAAGUGAAAACUGGGAAACGUAUUCGGAAAUAUCUGAGCCGGAAGAGGACGCUUCUGAAGAUUACUAUGCAAAGCUUCGUGCUGCUCGUGUAAAACGUUUUUCUCCUGAUGACGGAUAUCCACCUCAACAAGGUGGUCCACCCAAGAAACAAAAAGGAAUUCCUCCGCAUGGAGUUCAUGCUGGCCAUGUAUUAUACGAUGCCCAUGGAAAUAGAAUUGUCUCGGGCAGUGAGGCGAAUUGGACCGACGAAGACGCAUUCUAG
Molecule: messenger RNA, 2268 nt
Organism: Glarea lozoyensis ATCC 20868
Lineage: Eukaryota; Fungi; Ascomycota; Leotiomycetes; Helotiales; Helotiaceae
Exons: 3
Coding region: 1-2268 (755 amino acids)
Biological process (GO): mitotic spindle midzone assembly; microtubule cytoskeleton organization
Cellular component (GO): mitotic spindle midzone; spindle; cytoplasm
Molecular function (GO): microtubule binding
Source: RefSeq, a predicted model, not a curated record